AAGGAAAAGGUUGGAUAUAAAUUUAAUAAAUAGAAUAUUUUUACAUGGAAAUAAUUGCAGGUGGAUGCUAGCUUCAUUUGAGGGUGCUGGUAGUUCCUGAAACAGUCUAAAUUAAUUAAAAUUUGCUAUUCUAGGUGUUUGCAUUAUAACAUUUAUUUUUUGCAUGAAAAAUGUUUUGUAAGAUUUGUAAGUAAAUGUUUACCUUCUUGUCAGAAACCGGUGAGAAAGAAAUUGCAUGAUCCCAUGUAAUUUGGUGUUUUAGGGUUUAGAACAUAAGGAUUUUAGAGCCUUAUGUUCUAAAUUCACAAUUUGUAACCAAUGUGAGAAGGAGAAAUAGUAUUUGCUUGCUGUUGCAAUCUGUAUUUUGUUGGGAUGAAAAUCGAGGUGACAAAAGAGUUCUAACAUGCAUUAUCUGCACUGUACUGAACACUUAACAAAUCAUAUAAAUGGCUAAUAAGAUGUUGACCAAAACAAGACAAAACAAAUCACCAUAGAAUGAGAUUCAGACAAGCUUUCUGGUUUUGGAGGUGUGCACAAAGAGCAAUCAAAAUUAAUGUUGCUUGAGAUGGAUACUUUAUGUACCAAUGGGGAGAUAUUGGUUGCUCAUUUAAUAUUUGUAAUUCACUGGGAAAUAGUGAGAUAAACUGCUUGGCUAUCACUAAAAUUGAACUUAAAAUUCAUGUACAUCACAGGGUCUUUCAAAAUAGGCAGCAAAAUGUCUGAACCCCUCAGGCUAGAUUUGAUACAUGAAUUUUUCAUUGCUGCUACUAUAAUAUAUACACAAUAUGCCUCUAAAACAAAACUUUUUAAUACAAAAGAAAAAGUGAUGCUGAAGUACCAUUUGCUGAAUUUGUUCAAAGCUCAGUUAAAGUAAAUUCUUACAGGCUUUUACAGCUAAAACAAAUCUAUUUGUGCAUAUAUUCUAUACAUUUCAGCAGUCACUGAUUUGAAUAAGUGUACUUAAGUGUACUCAGUCUCAUUGGAACACAAUGAGACUGAGAAGACAAAGAUAAUAUCUGGCUGUUGGGAUGUUUCAUAUGGUGUGAACACAGGUGGGCCUUAGAAUUAUAUGUACUGUCCCUUGUUGUGGGUAUUUGCAAGGUCAAGUUGACACUUUCAUAUAUGGUAUUUUCUUGUUCAUUCUGCUCUUCUCUUCUGCUCAUUGCAAGAGAAGUAGAAGAGACAUUGUGUAAAGUGGAGGACCCAGUCCAAUUUCACAUUUUGGCAAAAUACCAAUAAUGGCAGAUUAGUUAUUUAGAGUAUGGAGGUUUAGAUAAUAGGGAUCCAAUAGAAACAUGGUACUGCCCAGAUAACUUUGGUGAAUGAGUGGUAAAGAAAUUUACUAAUAGCUUCCAGAUGUUCUGGAUUACAACUCCCUGGCUUUCUGACAAUUGGCUAUGUUGGCUGGGGCUGAUGGGAGUUGAAGUUCAAAAUACCUGCUGGGCUCUAAAGUAGGAAAUACUACAACAGACUAUGUGAAAAUUAUAAUAAAAGCUAAAUAAUAGGGUUGCACUAAGAACAGUGAAAUGUCUGCUUCUGCUUAAUCUUAAUGGAUACCUUUAUUGAGAUCAAUCAGUAAUAUUUUCAAAAAGAAUGUAAAAGCAUUCUUUGCAUAAUUUAGUGGCCCACACUGCAGUCCUGCACAUAGUUUCAAGGGAGUAAGUCCCAUAGAAAAUUGUGAAAUUUGUGUCCGAGUAAGUAUGCAUAGGAUCAGUAGGGGUACUGGGAUUUGAGUGUCAAAACUGUGAUAAACUGGAGAAAUUUUCUAAAGUUUGCUGCUUUUGUUUUCAAGGAGAUACGAUUUUUAAUCAGUCAUUCCUUUGGAAGAAGGAACUUGAAAAGCAGACAAUGGCUGUGGUUAGUUGUCUGUCAGCUGGGUGGAUUCUGGAUCACCUCUCCUUCAUAAACAAGUCUGGUUACCAGCUCUGUCACUCAAAUGUCCAUUCUGGCUUGACCUCUUCUAGCAAACCUGUUACUGCUGCUUCCUCAGAUGAGGAUCUUACUGUAGCUACUCUAGGUACUACAGACACUUACAGGAAAGAUUCUGUUUCUGAGUUCAAAGCUGAAAAAGCAAAAUUGAAUCAAAUGCUGAAAGAGACAUAUGUUUUUCGGGAAGAAUUCUUUUAUAUCCUUAAGCCUCAUAUAGCUGCAAAUAUUCAAUUGGAAAUCCAGGAAAGUAGCUCUGAAGUUGGUUUAGAAAGUAGUGGAGCAGAGCAGCAGAGCAGCAGACCCAAGAGCGAUGGUUCAUGCUUUACAGCUAAAGCUAAAAAGAAACGGAAAAGAAGCAGUGAACUUAAUCAUGGUGAACAUGAUGCUUUGGAAUAUCAUUCAAAGGUCAGCAGCAUGAUUUUGGAAGGUACCGAGAGUUUAGUUAAGGUGGGGCUCAGAAGUGGUUUUCUCGAAGCUAGUUCCACCAAACAGUUUUGUGUCAAGACUCCUGUUACGGGACAUAAUGAUUGUGGUUUGGCUGAAUUAUGUGAGAUGGCAAAAUGCUUUUCUACUGUGAAUGAAAGAGAGCAAAGAGCUGUAUUUAUGAUGGAUGAGGAAACUUCGAUUCCAGAACAAGUUCAGCUAUCCUGUGUUACAGAAAAUACCACAAACUAUGCAAAGAUAAUAACUUUAAUGGGACAGAAGUACUUGUUUCCACCCAAAAGUGCUUUUCUUUUAUCUGAUAUUUCUUUUAUUCAGCCACUUUUGGACUAUAAUAAAAAAUUUGGUAUAAUUGUGAUAGAUCCACCAUGGGAGAACAAGUCUGUUAAACGGAGUAACAGGUACGGUUACUUGUCUCACUGGCAAAUCAAGCAAAUCCCUGUGCCCGCGCUGGCAGCCCCAGAUUGUCUUGUAGUCACAUGGGUGACAAACAGACAGAAACAUCUACGUUUUGUAAAGAAUGAACUUUAUCCCCACUGGUGUGUGCAUGGAGUUGUGGAAUGGUUCUGGGUUAAAAUUACAAGGUCUGGAGAGUUCAUAUUUCCAUUAGAUUCAUUUCACAAGAGGCCUUAUGAAAUUCUUGUACUGGGUAGAGUCAAGCAGCAUCCAGAUAUACCAUUAAGGAUUUCAGAAGAUGGAGUGUGUCCAGCAAUUCCAGACCACAAGUUAAUUGUGAGUGUACCUUGCACUCUUCAUUCACAUAAGCCUCCUUUAACAGAGAUUCUGAAAGGAUAUACCAAACCAGAUGUGGAAUGUUUGGAGUUGUUUGCUCGGAAUUUGCAUCCUGGAUGGACCAGCUGGGGCAAUGAAGUCCUCAAAUUCCAGCACAUGGAUUACUUCAGGACUUUGCAGAAUAGAAGAGACUAAUAACAUACUGUGGGGAUUUUUAUUUUGGUCUUUCUGAAAUUCAUCUUUGGCAUUAGUACUGCAUCUGGGAAGCAGUAUGAAUAAACUAGAACUCAAUAUAUUUUUGAAAUUGUUGCAGUAGCAUUUUGGUGCUACUUUUAGAUGCAAAAUUUGUUCCUGUUAUAACUAGAUCCAUAUCGGUCCUUUCCUGCAGCAAAAUGCAUUCUUUCUUUCCUCUUGUGGGAAAGUAGUCAUUUCUCCCAGCCGUCAAAAUCGAGGCUUGCCCUUCAAAGUUGGGUUCUAGGCCUUUAUUAUUGUUGUAUUACAUUUCUGUAUUGCCCUAUAGCCCAUUGGGCUCUCUUGGUGGUGUACAAAUUCAUUUCAAAAUACACAGUAAAAACAAUGCACUAGAAUAAAAAAUAAAGUAACAACAAUAGGCCCACAAUAACCCUAGUAGAAAACCCAACACCCCAACCAACAUUGAACUAGCACCAAAUGGGCAAUGCCCUGUGCACUGGCUGGUUAUAAACAUGCAGCCCUGCCUCAUUUCUGACUCCACUCUGCCAAUGCAGGUGUGGCAACCAUUCCCCUUUCUUUCUCUGCUCAGUGCUGAAGCUCUCUCACCACUCAACCGUGGUGUCAGGCAGCAGGAGCAACAGAACCUUAAAUGUGCAUUGGCAUUAUGUGUGGAUGUCACUUAGAGUGACGUGUAUAACAAAAGAGAGCAUUAAUGCAUUUUGAAUGAGUAAAGCAUGUUCCUUGGCUGAUUCCAACAUUGAUUUGCAGAAAGGGUGCAGUUCAGAGAGUUCAUAUUGUAUAUGAAUAUGUAAGCAUACCCAUAUGUGAUGGAUGAGCAAUUAGUUUCAGUUUGGUUUUGACUAGGAUUUACCCAGUUUACAAAUUGUGUUUGGAUUCAGAAUAUGAAAUCAAAUAUAUACAUUUCUGAACAUGCAAUGUAAAAAUGUGGACUAAAACAAUGAACUUGAAAAGAUACGUUUUGAAAAUGGCCAUGGGCAUUCUGUACUUCGGGGGAAAAAUGUAUCCAGUUUAUGCAUACAUCUGUCAAAAUGUGCAUAUGAAAAAACACAUGAAAAUACACAUGUAUGCAGAUGUAAAUCAGAAUGAGGUUUGAGAUGGAGAACUUCAGAGAGAUUAGGUUUUCUUGAUUCACACAUUUCCUAACUACAAGAUGGAUGGAACUCAUUACACACAUUUUAAAAAGACAAAAGAUUAUUAUCCUAAUUCAGUGAAAGUCAAAUGUGAUUAUGUUACACUGAAAGGAAUAGUUGUGACUAAACUGAUUUAUUGAUUCCAGUAGAACUUUAAUUGGAUUGAAGCCCACCUCUUUAUUUUAAUGAUUUCUUUGCUCUGAUGUAAAGGUCUUGAAUUUCACUGAAUAUGUAUUCUUCUUGCUGUCCUUAAAAAGAUGGGUUUUAUACCUAUGGUUACUGCAAUAAUUUAUUUUUAGAAUGAUACAUUGUAUAUGUUUUUCUCUUCCCAUAGGGUUUCAUUUUUUCAAAAGCCCUCUAAUGAAAAUUAUCAUAAAUUUGUAUGCAAGACAGAAAGAAAAAGAAUAUCCUAAGAAGAAACCAUUAUUUAAAAACAGAAUAAAUCUCACUGUACUACAAAUUAGAUAAACUCAGUAUGCUGUUAAAUUUUUAAAUACACUGUGAAUGUUUUGAGGCACUAUUUAGCUUUUUGGCUAAAGCAGCAGAACACCAACAGGCACGCAGACAUGCGCACAACCUCUUGUACACCCAGAAGAGCAACACUUAAUCAUGGUAAGCUGGUUUUUCCUCAUUUCAAGGGUGAACAGAUUAAAUAAGGGAACUAUAUUCAGAAGUACUGGAUUUUGAUACUGUAUCCUUACCCAAUCUAGAUAGCUCACAAUAUAAAAUUGCAAUAAAGCAGCAACCCUAACACACCUACUAUUGAACUUCAAGGUUAAAGUGCAUAGGAUAAAAAGUUUAAAAACCACCACCAUUGGGUUUUAUUUGGGUGCAACACUCAAAUCUGGGUGUAAGCCCCAUUGAAUUCUGAGUAGACAUGUGUAGGACUGUGUUUCAAAUUACUAUAGCAGAGAUGAGGAACAUGUGGUCCUCCAGAUAGUGGAUUGCAACUCUCAUCAUCUUCCACCAUUGACUGGUGGUUAGGCCUGUUGAGAAUUGCAGUGUAACAACAUUUGGAGGGCCCAGUCCUAGACUCUUAAUAUGCAAUGGGUGAUGGUAUUUAAUUUUUAUAAUUGGAGGUCUUGAUGUGAAAGCUAGUCUGGAACUCUGCCAGUUGUCUGCUAUUAGAAAAGGCAACAGUGAGAUUCAUACUUAAAUAAUCUCAAUGUUCUGAUCAAACUUUUUAAAAAGAGAAAAUGAAGAAUCAAGUUUAAU
Molecule: messenger RNA, 5660 nt
Organism: Varanus komodoensis (Komodo dragon)
Lineage: Eukaryota; Metazoa; Chordata; Lepidosauria; Squamata; Varanidae
Gene: METTL4
Product: methyltransferase 4, N6-adenosine
Exons: 8
Coding region: 1849-3297 (482 amino acids)
Cellular component (GO): nucleus; RNA N6-methyladenosine methyltransferase complex; cytosol
Molecular function (GO): site-specific DNA-methyltransferase (adenine-specific) activity; RNA methyltransferase activity; nucleic acid binding
Source: RefSeq, a predicted model, not a curated record